AUGGCCCCGCCGCCCUUACCUGCGGCCCCGCCGCUCUCACCUGCGGCCCCGCCGCUCUCACCUGCGGCCCCGCCGCUCUCAUCUGCGGCCCCGCCGCUUUCACUUCCGGCCCCGUCCCCUCCUGCAGCGCCGCCCACCACCCGAGCUGCCCGAGCCGCCUCACCCAGCCAAGCAGCCGACCGCCGCGCCGCCCUGCAGCAGCCGCCGAGCCGCCCGGGCAACCGAGCAGCCGGACAGCCGAGCAGCCGAGCCGCCCAGCAGCCGAGCCGCCCUGUAGCCGAGCCACCCAGCAGCCGAGACGCCGUACAGCUGAGCCGCCGGGCCGCCGAGCCGCACUGCAGCCGAGCCGCCCAGCCGCCCAGUAGCCGAUCCGCCGAGCUGCCGAGCCGCCCUACUACCGAGCCGCCCGAGCUGCCCCGUCCGCAAUCCCAUUUUCCCGCUUUUCAUCACCCCGCUCCUCUUCCUCUUUCCAUCACCCCGCCUCAUUCUCCCUCCUUCCAUCACCCCGCCCCAUUCUCCCGCUUUCCAUCACCCCGCUUCAUUCUUCCGCUUUCCAUCACCCCGCCCCAUUCUCCCUCCUUCCAUCACCCCGCCCCGUUCUCCCUCCUUCCAUCACCCCGCCCCAUUCUCCCGUUUUCCAUCACCCCGCUCCAUUCUCCCUCCUUCCAUCAUCCCGCCCCAUUCUCCCGCCUUCCAUCACCCUGCCCCAUUCUCCCGCAUUCCAUCACCCUGCCCCAUUCUCCCGCAUUCCAUCACCCCGCCCCAUUCUCCCUCCUUCCAUCACCCCACCCCAUUCUCCCGCUUUCCAUCAUCCCGCCCCAUUCUCCCGCAUUCCAUCACCCCGCCCCAUUCCCACGCGUUCCAUCACCCGACCCUUUCCCUCCUUCCAUCACCCCGUCCCAAUCUCCCUCCUUCCAUCACCCCGCCCCAUUCUCCCGCUUUCCAUCACCCAGCCCAUUUUUCCGCUUUCUAUCACCCCGCCCAUUCUUCCGCUUUCCAUCACCCCGCCCCAUUCUCCCGCUUUCCAUCAUUCCGCCCCAUUCUCUCUCCUUCCAUCACCCCGCCCCAUUCUUCCGCUUUCCAUCACCCCGCCCCAUUCUCCCUCCUUCCAUCACCCCGCCCCAUUUUCCCUCUUUCCAUCACCCAGCCCCAUUUUUCCUCCAUUCUAUCACCCCGCCCCAUUCUCUCGUUUUCCAUCACCCUGCCCCAUUCUCCCUCUUUCCAUCAUCCCGCCUCAAACUCCUGCUUUCCAUCACCCCACCAUUCUCCCAUUUUCCAUCACAUCGCCCCAUUCUCCCGCUUUCCAUCACCCUACCCCAUUUUUCCGCUUUCCAUCACCCCGCCCUAUUCUCCCGCUUUCCAUCACCCCGCCCCAUUCUCCCGCUUUCCAUCACCCCGCCCCAUGCUCCCGGUUUCCAUCACCCCGCCCCAUUCUCCCGCGUUUCAUCACCCCGCCCCAUUCUCCCUCUUUCCAUCACCCCGCCCCGUUCUCCCUCCUUCCAUCACCCCGCCCUAUUCUCCCGUUUUCCAUCAACCCGCUCCAUUCUCCUUCCUUCCAUCAUCCCGCCUCAUUUUCUCCCUCCUUCCAUCACCCUGCCCCAUUCUCCCGCAUUCCAUCACCCCGUCCCAUUUUUCCUUCUUCAAUCACCCCGCCCCAUUCUCCCGCUUUCCAUCAUCCCGCCCCAUUCUCCCGCAUUUCAUCACCCCGCCCCAUUCUCCCGCGUUCCAUCACCCGCCCCUCUCCCUCGUUCCAUCACCCGCCCUAUUCUCCCUCUUUCCAUCACCCCGCCCCAUUCUCCCGCUUUCCAUCACCCCGCCACAUUCUUCCGCUUUCCAUCACCCAGCCCAUUUUUCCGCUUUCCAUCACCCCGCCCAUUCUUCCGCUUUCCAUCACCCCGCCCCAUUCUCCCGCUUUCCAUCAUUCCGUCCCAUUCUCUCUCGUUCCAUCACCCCGCCCCAUUCUCCCGCAUUCCAUCACCCCGCCCCAUUCUCCCUCUUUCCAUUACCCCGCCUCAUUUUCCCUCCUUCCAUCACCCAGCCCCAUUUUCCCUCUUUUCCAUCACCCCGCCCAAUUCUCUCGCUUUCCAUCACCCUGCCCCAUUCUCCCUCUUUCCAUCAUCCCGCACCAAAUUCCUGCUUUCAAUCACCCUACCAUUCUCCCCCUUUCCAUCACCCCGCCCCAUUCUCUCGCUUUCCAUCACCCCACCUCAUUCUCCCGUUUUCCAUCACCCCGCCCUAUUCUCUCGCUUUCCAUCACCCCGCCCCAUUCUCCCGCUUUCCAUCACUCCGCCCCAUGUUCCCGCUUUCCAUCACCCCGCCCCAUUCUCCCGCGUUCCAUCACCCCGCUCCAUUCUCCCGCUUUCCAUCACCCCGCCCCAUUCUCCCUCCUUCCAUCACCCCGUCCCAUUCUCCCGAUUUCCAUCACCCCGCCACAUUCUUCCGCUUUCCACCACCCCGCCCAUUCUUCCGCUUUCCAUCACCCCGCCCCAUUCUCCCGCUUUCCAUCACCCCGCCCCGUUCUCCCGCUUUCCAUCAUUCCGCCCCAUUCUCCCUCAUUCCAUCACCCCGACCCAUUCUUCCGCUUUCCAUCACCCCGCCCCAUGCUCCCGCUUUCCAUCACCCCGCCCCAUUCUCCCGCGUUCCAUCACCCCGACCCAUUCUUCCGCUUUCCAUCACCCCGCCCCAUGCUCCCGCUUUCCAUCACCCCGCCCCAUUCUCCCGCGUUCCAUCACCCCGCCCCAUUCUCCCGCUUUCCAUGACCCCGCCCCAUUCUCCCGCUUUCCAUCACCCCGCCCCAUUCUCCCGCUUUGCAUCACCCCGCCCCAUUCUCCCUCCUUCCAUCACCCUGCCCCAUUCUCCCUCCUUCCAUCACCUCGCCCCAUUCUCCCGCUUUCCAUCACCCCGCCCCAUUCUUCCGUUUUCCAUCACCCAACCCAUUCUUCCGCUUUCCAUCACCCCGCCCAUUCUUCCGCUUUCCAUCACCCCGCCGCAUUCUCCCAAUUUCCAUCAUUCCGUCCCAUUCUUCCUCCUUCUAUCACCCCGCCCCAUUCUCCCGCUUUCCAUCACCCCGCCCCAUUCUCCCUCUUUCCAUCACUCCGCCCAUUUUCCCUCCUUCCAUCACCCUGCUCCAUUCUCCCUCUUUCCAUCACCCCACCCCUAACUGCUGCUUUCCAUCACCCCACUCCAUUCUCCCGCUUUCCAUCACCCCGCCCCAUUUUCCCGCUUUCCAUCACCCCGCCCUAUUCUCCCGCUUUCCAUCAACCCGCCCCAUUCUCCCGAUUUCCAUCACCCCGCCCAAUGCUCCCGCUUUCCAUCACCCCGCCCCAUUCUCUCGCGUUCCAUCACUCCGCCCCAUUCUCUCGAUUUCCAUCACCCAGCCCCAUUCUCUCUCUUUCCAUCAUCCCGUCCCAUUCUCCCGCUUUCCUUCACCCCGCCCCAUUCUUCCGCUUUCCAUCACCCCGCCCAUUCUUCCGCUAUCCAUCACCCCGUCCCAUUCUCCCGUUUUCCAUCACCCCGCCCCGUUCUCCCGCAUUCCAUCAUUCCGCCUCAUUCUCCCUCUUUCCAUCACCCCGCCCCAUUCUUCCGGUUUCCAUCACCCCGCCCCAUUCUCCCUCUUUCCAUCACCCCGCCACAUUCUCCCGCCCCAUUCUCCCUCCUUCCAUCACCCCGCCCCAUUCUCCCGCCUUUCAUCACGCCGCCCCAUUCUCUUCCGCUUUCCAUCACCCCGUCCCAUUCUCCCGCUUUCCAUCACCCCGUCCCACUCUCCCUCCUUCCAUCACCCCGCCCCAUUCUCCCGCGUUCCAUCGCCCCGCCCCAUUCUCCCGCGUUCCAUCACCCCGCCCCAUUCUCCCGCUUUCCAUCACCUCGCCUCAUUCUCCCGUUUUCCAUCACCGUGCCCCAUUCUCCCGCUUUCCAUCACCCCGCACCAUUCUCCCGCUUUCCAUCGCCCCAUCCCAUUCUCCGGCAUUCCAUCACCCCGCCCCGUUCUCCCGUUUUCUAUCUCCCUGCCCCGUUCUCUCGAUUUCCAUCACCCCGCCCCAUUCUCCCGUUUUCCAUCACCCCGCCCCAUUCUCCCGCUUUCCAUCACCCCGCCUCAUUCUCCCGUUUUCCAUCACCCCACCCCAUUCUCCUUCCUUCCAUCACCCCGCCCCAUUCUCACGCUUUCUAUCACCCCGCACCAUUCUCCCGCUUUCCAUCACCCUGCCCCAUUCUCCAGCUUUCCAUCACCCCGCUCCAUUGUCCCUCCUUCCAUCACCCCGCCCCAUUCUCCCUCCUUCCAUCACCCCGCCCCAUUCUCCCGCUUUCCAUCAUCCCGCUCUAUUCUCCCGCAUUCCAUCACCCCGCCCCAUUCUCCCGCUUUCCAUCACCCGCCCCUCUCUCUCCUUCCAUCACCCCGCCCAAUUCUCCCUCCUUCCAUCACCCCGCCCCAUUCUCCCGUUUUCCAUCACCCCGCCCCAUUCUUCCGCUUUCCAUCACCCAGUCCAUUUUUCCGCUUUCCAUCACCUCGCCCAUUCUUCCGCUUUCCAUCACCCCGUCCCAUUCUCCCGCUUUCCAUCAUUCCGCCCCAUUCUCCCUCCUUCCAUCACUCCGCCUCAUUCUCCCGCUUUGCAUCACCCCGCCCCAUUCUCCCUCCUUCCAUCACCCCGCCCCAUUUUCCCUCUUUUCAUCAUUCAGCCCCAUUUUCAUUCCUUUCCAUCACCCCGCCCCAUUCUCUCGCUUUCCAUCACCCUGCCCCAUUCUCCCUCUUUCCAUCAUCCCGCCCCAAACUCCUGUUUUCCAUCACCCCACCAUUCUCCCCCUUUCCAUCACCCUGCCCCAUUCUCCCGCUUUCCAUCACCCCGCCCCAUUCUCCCGCUUUCCAUCACCCCGCCCUAUUCUCCCGCUUUCCAUCACGCCGCCCCAUUCUCCCGCUUUUCAUCACCCCGCCCCAUGCUACCGCUUUCCAUCACCCCGCCCCAUUCUCCCGCGUUCCAUCGCCCCGCCCCAUUCUCCCGCGUUCCAUCACCACGCCCCAUUCUCCUUCCUUCCAUCACCCCAUCCCAUUCUCCCGCUUUCCAUCACCACGCCCCAUUCUUCCGUUUUCCAUCACCCCGCCCAUUCUUCCGCUUUCCAUCACCCCGCCCCAUUAUCCCGCUUUCCAUCACCCCGCCCCGUUCUCCCGCUUUCCAUCAUUCCGCCCCAUUUUCCCUCCUUCCAUCACCCCGCCCCAUUCUUCCGCUUUCCAUCACCCCGCCCCAUUCUCCCGCUUUCCAUCACCCUGCCACAUUCUCCCGCCCCAUUCUCCCGCCUUCCAUCACCCCGCCCCAUUCUCCCGCCUUCCAUCACCCCGCCCCAUUCUCCCGCCUUUCAUCACCCCGCCCCAUUCUCCCGCUUUCCAUGACCCCGCCCCAUUCUCCCGCUUUCCAUCACCCCGCCCCAUUCUCCCGUUUUGCAUCACCCCGCCCCAUUCUCCCUCCUUCCAUCACCCCGUCCCAUUCUCCCGCUUUCCAUCACCCCGCCCCAUUCUUCCGCUUUCCAUCACCCCGCCCAUUCUUCCGCUUUCCAUCACCCCGCCCCAUUCUCCCGCUUUCCAUCACCCCGCCCCGUUCUCCCGCUUUCCAUCAUUCCGCUCCAUUCUCCAUCCUUCUAUCACCCCGUCCCAUUCUUCCGCUUUCCAUCAACCCGCCCCAUUCUCCCGCCUUCUAUCACCCCGCCACAUUGUCCCGCCCCAUUUUCCCGCCUUCCAUCACCCCGCCCCAUUCUCCCUCCUUCCAUCACUCCGCCCCAUUCUCCCGCUUUCCAUCAACCUGCCCCAUUCUCCCUCUUUCCAUCAACCCGCCCCAUUUUCCUGUUUUCCAUCACCUCGCUUCAUUCUCCCGCUUUCCAUCACCCCGCACCAUUCUCUCGCUUUCCAUCACCCCGCUCAUUCUUCCGAUUUCCAUCACCCCGCCCCAUUCUCCCGCUUUCCAUCAUUCCGCCCCAUUCUUCCUCCUUUCAUCACCCCGCCCCAUUCUUCCGCUUUCCAUCAACCCGUCCCAUUCUCUCUCCUUCCAUCACCCCGCCCCAUUUUCCCUCCUUCCAUCACCCAACCCCAUUUUCCUUCCUUUCCAUCACCCGCCCCAUUCUCUCGUUUUCCAUCACCCUGCCUCAUUCUCCCUCUUUCCAUCACCCCGUCCCAUUAUCCCGCUUUCCAUCACCCCGCCCCAUUCUUCCGCUUUCCAUCACCCCGCCCAUUCUUCCGAUUUCCAUGACCCCUCCCCAUUCUCCCGCUUUCCAUCAUUCCGCCCCAUUCUCCGUCUUUUCAUCACCCCGCCCCAUUCUCCCGCUUUCAAUCACCCCGCCCCAUUCUCUCUCCUUCCAUCAUUCCGCCCCAUUUUCCCUCCUUCCAUCACCCAACCCCAUUUUCCUUCUUUUCCAUCACCCCGCCCCAUUUUCUCGCUUUCCAUCACCCUGCCCCAUUCUCACUCCCUCCAUCACCCCGCCCCAAACUCCUGCUUUCCAUCACCCCACUCCAUUCUCUCCCUUUCCAUCACCCCGCCCCAUUCUCCCGCUUUCGAUCACCCCGCCUCAUUCUCCCGCUUUCCAUCACCCCGCCCUAUUUUCCCGCUUUCCAGCACCCCACCCCAUUCUCCCAGUUUCCAUCACCCCGCCCCAUUCUCCUGCUUUCCAUCACCUCGCCCCAUUCUCCCGCUUUCCAUCACCCCGCCCCAUUCUCCCACUUUCCAUCACCCCACACCAUUCUUCCGCUUUCCAUCACCCCAUCCCAUUCUCCGGCAUUCCAUCACCCCGCCCCAUUCUCCCGCUUUCCAUCACCCUGCCCCAUUCUCCCGCUUUCUAUCACCCUGCACCAUUCUCCAGCUUUCCAUCACUCUGCCACAUUCUCCCGCUUUCCAUCACUCCGCCCCAUUCUUCCGCUUUCCAUCACCCCGCCCCAUUCUCCCGCUUUCCAUCACCCCGCCCCAUUCUUCCUCCUUCCAUCACUCCGUCCCAUUCUCCCACUUUCCAUCAUCCCGCCCCAUUCUUCCGCUUUCCAUCACCCCGCCCAUUCUUCCGCUUUCCAUCACCCCGCCUCAUUCUCCCGUUUUCCAUCACCCGCCCCAUUCUCCCGCUUUCCAUCAUUCCGCCCCAUUCUCCCUCCUUCCAUCACCCCGCCCCAUUCUUCCGUUUUCCAUCACCCCGUUUUCCCUCUUUCCAUCACCCCGCCCCAUUCUCCCGCCCCAUUCUCCCGCCUUCCAUCACCCCGCCCCAUUCUCCCACCUUUCAUCACCCCGCCCCAUUCUCCCGCUUUCCAUGACCCCGCCCCAUUCUCCCGCUUUCCAUCACCCCGUCCCACUCUCCCUCUUUCUAUCACCGUGCCCCAUUCUUCCGCUUUCCAUCACCCCGCCCGAUUCUCCCACUUUCCAUCACCCCGCCCUAUUCUCCCGUUUUCCAUAA
Closterium sp. NIES-65 is the source of this 7413-nucleotide messenger RNA. The record is from the annotation of a GenBank genome assembly. Lineage: Eukaryota; Viridiplantae; Streptophyta; Zygnematophyceae; Desmidiales; Closteriaceae.